AGGCGGCCGCUUCUCGGUGGUGGCCGCGGCUCUGAGUCGGUGGUGGCGGCGGCGGCGGUGGUGGUGGUGGGUGACGGAUGAGGUUGGCGAGCCGAGGGAUUUUACCGCUGGCUUGAAGCGUUCCCCAAAAAAAUAAAAACGACGACGACGACUUCGGAGGCGAAAUUAAAAGUUGAGGCGGUCGACGCAGACGGAAGAGAAGUGUGAAAGGCGAGUUUGAGUUGCGGAAGCGUGGAGAAGUGAACACCUGGCGCUGCGCGCAGAGACUGACGGAGGAGUGCGUGGACGAGAGGACGCACGCAGGAUGUAAAUAGCGCUGGCGGGGGAGGCAGCAGCGCCAUGUACAGCGGCAUGCGGGGCGGCGGCACCGGCCUGGGUGUGGGGCUCGGCGGGGUGGGCUCUGCGCUGCCGGCGGUGGGCGGGAAGUCGCUGGGCGCCGGUGGCCGGGGCCACCGCCGCGCGAGCUUCUUCAUCCUGCUCAAGGACCAGGAUGUGGACGAGCGGUGCGGGCCCGUGCCCAAGGGCAGCAUCUGCUUCACCGCCGACGGGCAGGACAUCUGGGACGCGCAGGGACGAACAAUGCUUGCUGUGACCUUUGUGGACUACCCGGACACCAUCGCCAAAGUGCUUCCAAAGGCAUUAAAUGAGCUGGAGGAGGACCUGGCGCUGUGCCUCAUCGCGAUGCCGUCUCGCGAGGACCGCCUGCGCGUCGUCGGCGACAGCGGGCGCCUCGAGAUGCUGCGCUCGCUCCGCCCGGGGGCCGUGGUGCGCGUGAACCUGGCGGUGGCCGGGCCGCGCGAGGCCAUCGGCGUCGUGCGCUACUGCGGCCCGCUCGACGACCGGCCUUUCUCCGGCACCAGUUUCGGCAUCGAGCUGCAGGGAUAUUACCGGGGCAAGGGUGUGACGGACGGAACGUACAGCGGCAAGCGCUUCUUCACGUGCGACGAGGAAUGCGGUGUCUUCGUGCACCUGAACCGCAUCGUGCGCUUGGAGAGCGAGGACGAGAAGGACUACCUGUACCCCGAGCGCACCAGCGUGCUGGACAGCCUCUCCCUGGACGGAAACAGCUACAAUGCGCUGGGAGUGGGGGGCAGCGGCGCUAACGGGGGGCCCUCGGCGCCGAGGCCGAUGAGGCCCAGGAGCACGCGGGACUCGUCGCCCGAGCACGGAGCCCAGCUGCCGACCGUGCACUCGGGGAGCCGGUACGCCGCGGGGUCGGACCUUGCGUCGCAACAGUAUCAGAAGGACCCCUCGCGCAACAGCCUGGCCGUGGGCAAGCGGCUCGCCCACCAGAGCUACAAGGCCAUUGGCGAAGGCCGCUCCUUCCUCAACAACCACAUGCACAACAGCGGCAUCGGCAACCACGCGCCCGACGUGAAACGCGGCCUCGGCGGCGGCCUCGGCGGGGGCGCCCCAGGAGACGGCGCCGCCGAUGACUAUCUCCCGUCCAAGUACGCCCAAUCGGCCGAGGCGUCUCUGCAGACGGGCGGCCGCAGGGGCGGCCCCGUGUUCUCGUCGUCGUCGCCGCCGUCGUCUUCGCCGGCGGUGCUGGGGCAGUCGAGGGGUUUGGGCGGCAGGCAGAGGCCGGGGAGCGAGCCGGCAAGCCAGUUCUACAACACUCUGGGCGGCACGCCCAUCGGGCAGAACUCGCAGACGACGUGGUACUGCGGCUCGCCGGCUGACCCGGACGCCGCGACGAGCUUGGGCGGGCGAUUCAAGUCGGAGCUGAGCCUGAAGCCGCUGCGGCCGCACGUGCCGCACACGUGGCCAGACAUGGGCCUGCGUUCUCUCGGCGACGCGGCCAGCAUCACCAGCGGCCUGGGCAGCAGCUGUUCCGUGGGCGGCGGCGGCAGUGCCGGCAGUGAAGGUUUUGCCGCGUUGCCGUUUGGUUCGGGGCGGUCUCGCCCCUCGCUCUGCAAGGCCAACUCCAACAUUGCGCCUUUCUUCCCGGCCGCUGAGAUGGUCGGCGGCCGGACGGCAGGCGAGGGCCGGCCCAAGGGGCUGCUGGAAGACGACGGGCCUGGGCCUCCUGGUGGCCUUACCGAUCCCGAGGGCCCUCCUUCGCGUCCCCGCACGCUCUCGGACCCCGCGGCUGCGGUGGCGGCGAGCUUGGGCGGCCUCGGCGAUCGGUCGCCGGCGACCCCUCCGACCCCCUUGUCGCCCUCGCCGGUCGGGGGCAAAUACGAGCUGGAGAAAGGCUCGCUGGUGGAGGUGAUGUCCAAGGAGAUGCGCGUGUUCGGGGUCAUCCGGUGGAUCGGCGUGCCCGUGGGCUUGGACGAGACGCUGGCCGGCAUCGAGUUGGAGGAGGAGAUGCAGGGCUGCUCGGAUGGAACCUUCAAACAGCACCGCUUCUUCACGUGUCCGACGGGGAAGGGCUUCUUCAUCCAGUUCAAGAAGUGCCGUCCGGACUCGCGCUUCAUGUCCAUGCCACACGUCGGCCUCGACCCCGUGCAGCGCUGCAACUCGCUCGCGUUCAGCAACUACCGGAGCGAGCGCGUGGAGGGAGAGGUGCCUCCCCCGUCGGAGAAGGAGGCCACGGCGGUGGUGUGCGGCCGCACGAAGGGCAUCCAGGGCCACUACAACUCCUGCUACCUGGACUCCACGCUCUUCUGCAUGUUCGCGUUCAGCACGGUGUUCGACGGCAUGCUGCACCGUCCGCAGCGUUCCAGCGACCUCAAAGAUUACAAUACGGUGCAGCAGCUGCUUCGCGAAGACAUCGUGAAUCCGCUACGCAAGAACGGCUUCGUGAGCGCCACCAAGGUCAUGCAGCUGCGGAAACAGCUGGACAAGAUCGGCUACGUCACGGGGCUGACAUGCGAGGAGAAAGAUCCCGAGGAGUUUCUCAACAUCCUGUUCCAGCACGUGCUGAAGGUGGAGCCCUUCCUGAAAAUCCGAUCUGGAAACAAGGACUUCCAGGACGGGCAUUUCUACCAGAUCUUCACGGAGCGUGACGAGCAGGUGAAGGUGCCCACGGUGCAGCAGCUGCUGGAGCAGUCAUUCCUCGCCGCCGACCUCAAGCUCGUGGAGACGCCCUCCUGCCUCAUCGUGCAGAUGCCCAGGUUUGGCAAGGACUUCAAGAUGUUCAACAAAAUCAUCCCCUCCCUGGAGCUUGACAUCACGGACCUGCUGGAGGACGCGCCGCGGGAAUGCCACAUCUGCGGCGGUCUCGCCGAGGAGGAGUGCAAGGAUUGCUACCACGACCCCAGGAUGGGACCCAGCUGCCUCAAGCAGUUCUGCUCAAUGUGCAACAAACAGGUGCACAGCCACCCCGAGCGGCAGCAGCACCGCUCGGUGCGGAAGCUCGUGGUGACGGAGGAGGUGCGCGCCGCAUUCCUGGGGCCCGGCCGGCAGCGGCGGCUCGGCGGCGGCGGCGGCUGCCUCGGCGCGGCCCGCGAGAGGCUGGAGCUGUUUGCGGUUCUCUGCAUCCAGACGAGCCACUACGUCGCCUUCGCCAAGCACGGCCCCGCACCACAGUCGUGGCUCUUCUUCGACAGCAUGGCCGAUCGUGAAGGCGGGCAGGAGGGCUUCAACAUCCCGGAGGUGCGCGAGUGCCCGGAGGUGGCGCAGUACCUGAGCAUGCGCCCGGAGGAGCUGGACGGCCUGGACCCACGCGUCAUGGAGGGCCCGGCGUCCCGCCUCCUGUGCGACGCGUACAUGUGCAUGUACCAGCACCGCGACAUGAUGCUCUACAAGUGACCGCUGCCACCUGCGCCCGCCCGAUAGCCCGCCUGCUCGCCAGAUCAACCGCCCGCCCGCCCGCCCGCCCGCCCGCCCGCCCGCCCGCUCACGUCUUCACCUCUCUGUUCUUAUUCUAUCCCAUCUGAGGGUUCUCCUUGCCCACGCGGACUCUUGGUUCCCUUUUGUCCUCCUCCCCCGGGUCGACCGGUGCCGCCACCAUUGGGCACAGCAAGACGUGCAGUGCGAGACAUUGCAGAGAGAGCCGUUGAGGCUGUACGUGGCUCUCGACACGGCCGUGAUGGAAAUGUCGGGAAAUAAUAUCCGCUAUUGGGUUUUAUCGCACGAUGAGGUUAUUUACAAAUUGUCGCUCGUUGACCAUAACGGGAACAUUUAUCAUUUGUCUUCAAUCGUAACGUCUGCAAUGAAGUCGCGCCAGGCUGCCGCAUUCACGAAACCCGACGAUCCUCUCUUGGUAGGUUCCCAGAUAGUGGCCCUUCUUCCGGCCCCAUUCCAUGAUUGCUCCUCCGUAGCUUGGAAGCCCCUCCGCCGAGCUGUCGAUUCCCUGCCCAAUGGCUGACUGUCACUUCUAUAUGCGUGGCAAGAAUAACAUCCCGUUGGUUUGUGCGGAGAGACUUGAUGUGCACUUGCAUUCGAAUGCAGGAGCAAAUUCACAUCCGACUCUCCCGGCUCCCCCUUCUCUCCCUUCUACACCUGCCCGGUCUCUCCCCUUUGUUCUCUCCGCUCCACACUGCCCUUCUCUCCCUUAGGAUUCUCUCCCCCUCUCUCCCCUUCUCUCCCCCUCCUCCUCGCAAACCUCCUCACCUUCCCUUCUCAAGGCACUCACAAUUCGCGUGGCUGUGGGAUUCCAGCCCUUGCUGCGUUCCCGCUUGGGCUGCCCGCGACUUGAAACACUCGGGGAUGGGGGGGGGAGUGGUGUGUGGAAGCUUCGUCGCGUCUGUAUCGUCUUCCCAUACACCCCAAAGAGAUGUGUAUACAUUUUUUUAUCUCGUUUUUGUUUCGUUUUGAUGGUUUCCUUUAUUAUUAUUAUUAAUGUUUUUGCAUUUAUGAUUUUUUUUUUUUUGUGUUAACAUCGGCCAUUAUGAUCGGUUGUCGUAAUUUUCUUUUUGUAAUUAUUGUUGCCGGGGUCUGAUUUCUGGUGCGCGCAAUGUCCGUUGGAUUUUUACUUUGCACCCCGUCAGCCGGGACGGGGCUGUCCGACGUUUGUAGCCCGCGCCCGUGCCCGAUACAACCCUCCCCUGCCAUGGAGAGUGCACGGUGCCGCCUUCAUCCGUUGAGCCUCACGGGAAAAAAAAAAGCUGCGUCCGCGGGCAAAGCCGCCCGCCGCGGCCGCCGCUUUUUCCCAAACCUCGCUCGCCACCGUAUACAACAAGCAGAACCGGCUGAUUGUUGGUGAACUGGCAGCAAGGCGAUCUUGGCAUCUGAGCUUCCUUCGCGUCGUUCAACCCCGGUGGGCACGCGUCUUCUUAGAACGUGGCGCCGCUUUGGCCACUCGGAUCGGAAUCGUAUUUGUCUUGGGGGAAACUUGAGACGCAGCUUUGUAACGCCACCUUAACCGGGCUAGGAUUUACUGUAGGCUGGACCUGCCCCUAAAUCAUAAAGUCAACGUCAUCCCGGCGUGCGUAGGACAGUCCCGGGGGACCCCCUGCAUCCGCUGCGAUGGAGUGCACGCACGUGCGCACGUGCACACACACGUGCACGUGCACACACACACACGUGCACGCACACACGUGCACGCACACACACGUGCGUUUCCCGUGCAGUGUGCGUGGGGUCGAGUUGGCGCGCCGUCACGAUGCCGAAUGUCGCUCGCUCGCCGUUAGCGCCCCGUCGGCGCGAGCGAGCGAGCGAGCCCCGCUGUCUUACGCCGUCGCCUUUAUCAACGUCAGGGAAACCGCCCCGCCCCGCCUGACCCCGCCUGACCCCGCCCCGCCUGACCCCGCCCCGCCUGACCCCGCCCCGCCUGACCCCCCCCCCCGCGCGUCCGCGCGGCUGUUUAAACGCUCGGUUAAUUUGGUGGCGAAAAAGAAAAAAAAAGAUUUAAAAAAAAACUCCCCAGUGCAUGUUGCUCCGUGGGCGAUCGCCACUAGACUCUUCCCCCCCCCCGCCCCCCCGCCGCUGCCGCAAGCCGUGGCGGUGAAGUACACAAUACGGUGUGACGCGGCGGUGUGCCAUUGGCCGCGUUGACAACCCGCUAGGAGUUCUCCCCAUCGUCCCCGGGCUGUGCACUGUGGCCAUCGUGAACGCUGUGUUUGUGACCGUCGAGGAAAAGCAAUGACUCCCUUUAUCACGCGAACGUCGCUGCCUCCUCCGCCUCGUUGCUCCCUUGUUCCCGUGCACUUAGCCUGUGGCUCGUGUGUGUACAGUUUUGUAUUUAAUGCGAUAACCGCGUAGACCCCCUGCGCGCGCUCUAUCGGCUAACGAAGCGCGAACUUGGGUUCGCCAAGCCUGAAUGUACCACAUCUUAGGGAAUCGUGUACUGCGGCUGUACGUUGAAUCGUGAUACCGGUCGGAUUUGUGUGCUGUCAGUAUAGCGUGACCCGUUCUAACUGCUGCCAGCAGCAGCAGCAGCAUUUGCGACCAGGUCGGUGACCACGCUCUUUUAAGGCUCUGAAGCGACGGUGGCAGUUGCGAGCGCAGCCAAUCACGAGUUUCAUUCGCGGCCACUUCUAAAGUCAGUGUCGAGUGAUACCUGAACCGGCCUUACCACUCCCAUGCUUCCUUCUUGGUCAACUCCCACUGAUUGGUGCGGUGAAGUAUGGUUUACGCAUCCCCCAUGGAUGACAAGGCCCAGCCAGUGGACUGACCGAGGCUGUAAAUCUACAACCAUUGUUAAAUAUCCUUGAGCGUGAUACUUGACUUUUAAUGGGGGCUCGCAGUGGGACGGCUUCAGAACCUCUCCACUGCUGGCUUAUGGUGAGCCACUCCGGGUCAAACGAAGGCGCAAUAACAAGCCCCUGCCAAUUUGGAGCACAAAUUUAUGACAAUUGUGAAUGGGAUCUGCAGGCGAAGGCAGAACCGAAAUCCGUGGGAGUGGCCACUAAAAUAAGUGAUUGCCUACGACCCUGGAUAUACACAGCCCUCUUUAUCGAUCCACUGCUGGAUGAGGACCUCCACAGACCACGAGUCACCGUCGAGUGCAAUGCCUUUUUCUGCUCUCCGCAGUGUCCGCUUGCGCGGGGCCCCAACGGCAACCUCAAGCAGGCCGUUCGGUUCCCGCCGGUGGCCACCCAAUCAUGACAAUUUAGGUUCAAUCCUUGCCUCGCUUCUGAGAUUGGACAUGAAAAUCAAUGAAUUAUGCACGACGUUAAAGUGGCAGAUAAGUUCCUACUUUGAAAGUACGUUCCGGUUUAAAGCAAGAUCCAGCAAGAUCCAUGGCGUUAUGUUGAGCAUCACUUGGCCACAUUUUUUUUCUGCAGUACGAUGGCUGAAUACCCAUAAAAUCAAAACAACGUUUUGACCGAUUCUCAGCCACUGCCAACAUCAGUGAUGGUAACUGAACCCACAACCCCCGCACUGUGACCAACAGAGUCCAUCAACCUUCCAAUGACCUCGCCGCCAAUUAGCACGGUUGGCUACGUACGGCGCGAAGUAAGUUCAACGUACAUACAUUUGACUGAGCAGCAGCACAAAGCAUUUGCCGUCCUCUAACGCGGGACCCGCGGAUGAAAGAAGCCCGUUGAGGCGCAUCAAAAGUUGCCGCCUUUGCCAGGGAGAGGCAGACCUGGGUUAAUCACGCACCCGGAAAGGCUGGCAGUGGGCGUGCGACUGGCGUUAUAGUGACAGCAGAAUUCUCCACUGGUACCAGCUCAACUCCUGUCGGUUUAUUUUCAGCAACAAAAAUGUCCUCGUUUAGCAAUGCCCGCCAUUGCCCACAAAAAAAAAGACAAAUGAAUGACGACGACGACGACGACGAUGGGAAUGUUGAGUAGAGAAUGCCGACUGUGCCCGAAGCGACUUUGUGGUCAGUAUGGAGUGCUCGUGGGCACAUUGUGCUGACGGCGUGUUUCCACGUGCGGAUUGUUGCAUAGCGAGCUGCAGAACUUUGUUCGUUUGAAUGGCGCCGCCUGCGGUUGUUCGGGUGAAGUGCCCCUUGUUAAGUACGCCACGAUCUUUUGCUUUGCAGCCAAAGUAUACGAGCAACUCGGCGAGCUUUUUCUUCGUGUUCUUUGCAGGUCACAAAUUAGCAAUCAAACAUUUAAUUCAAGAACUGAAAGCGUCCUUUUUGCGAUUUACUAUCCAGAACUUUUUAGCACUUAUGCCUGAGUGGUAAAGCCAGGCUAAAGGCCCCCCCCCCCCCCCCAUGAUACGCUCGGGGCAGUGUCAUGGCAAUUGUCAACUGUGACCGCUUGGUUUGGCAAUGGCAUUGGGGGGCCAUUGGUAGCCAGCCGCUUGCAGGAUCCCCUCGUUUUUCGCGAGGGACACGUUCCGGAGAUGCUCGUGAAUAGCCAUUUUUUUGCGGAUGGUAUUGCUAAUGAAUAGCACACUGCACGGAUAAUGAUAUUUGGCCUACGAAAACCAUUGCAUCUUUUUUUAAUGAAUUACCUUACAUAAAUAAAUUCAUAAAUAAGUUACUUAAAUAUAUGAAAAUUAUAACAUGAAAACUAUUUAAAGUGGUUAUACUAAACCAAAGUAAAUACAAAUUAAUGUAUUAAAUUAAAGUUUAUGAAUGAACGUACCCUAUCUCAUCACUUUCUCUAAUCACUUUAAAUGCAGCCGUAUAAAGUGCCAGGUGUGAUUCGCAGAUUGCCCAAAUCGUGGAUAAGUACGUUUGUAAUCAUGAGGGAAUACUGCACACAUCUAUUCUGUAAACUUGAGUCCGUUUUAUAUUUGGCGUAUAAACUAAUUCCGAACGAACGGGGUAUGAUCCUGGUUCCUUCCGCGCAAAAGUUUCCUUUUUCCAGAUUCUACCGUGUGGUAGAAGCUGACCUUAUCACGUGUGUGGCCUGCAAACAAACCCCGCAUUUGACUUUGGAGGGCAUUGGCAGGUCCCCGAGAAUAGACAGGACCGCCUGUGAAAGGGUUCAAAACUGGAGGCCAAUGUCCCCCACAUCUGGCCCGCGAAGGCUCUUGGAGUAGCCCAACAAGCUGCCCCUCUCACAAACAAAGAGUUACAGACCCGUGACGUAUGAUGUCACGUGCGCUCGUGUUUCAACGCCCCGGGGUUAAAUGUAGUAGCUAAAAACCCUGGCGUAGAAGUGAACGGGACUUCCGUCUUGCCAGUGACAAAAUACUUUGUUGAAAAGCGUGGGGGGGGGGGAGCAGGUUAACGAGAGACAAUUGGUUUGCAGAGCGCACAAAAUCUGCGAUUGAAUUGGAAGUUGCCAGUUGCACGCGAGGUGGCAGCAGAGGUCAGAUUCGCCAAAACUAGAUGAGCAAACAGAUUUUUUUUCGUGGUAGAAAAUGGUAUUGGCAACUGUUGCCUGUGACGAUUGCCUUACAAUUGCUCCGGUGUUUCAUGGCCUGAAGCAGUGGUUCCUAACCUCUGCUGCAGCCUUGCACCCAUUUGGUUCUCAAUUGUAAAAAAAAACAAAUGUAUAACGGUAAUAAAUGCGUAGAGGGUUUGAUGAAACAGAGUGGUUGUACUUACCUGCCCGUGCUUCAACUGUGUUUUGAUGAUUUACCUCCAAUGCACCCCAGGUUAAGAACCACUGGUCUCAAGGCAAAAACCCCCCGUCAAAAAUUAUUGUGGAUUCAUGUUUUUGUAGGCCAUGGUGCCCAGACCAAAUAUUUGACUUGUUAGCACCCCGCUUGAGAUGGCGAAACUUGAGUUGCACCAACGCAUUUAAAUCGCCAAUGAAAGCGAACUGCAAUAAUAACCUUAUUCGGCGAAGUGCGUUAUCGCAAGAUCCGUUUUUAUUUGACGCGCGAAGAACGUGGCAUGGCUUCCCAUCUGCCACCGCUCGUAGUCGCCGAUUCCCAGACUUGUCCGGGUUGGUGUCCAGGCGGGCGGGGGAAAUAAUUUGCGCCGAAAUCUGGCGGCGGAAUUUGUUGUUGCGUCGCGGGUUGUCGCAGUGAACGGCACAGCUCUUGAUGAGAGACCUCGUGCUGGCUGAGAAAUAAGUCCCGCGUGUGGUCUACGUCGGGAAAGGACGCGGCCCGAUCCUCACGCACCACCCUGUGCUCUGGCCAAUGGAUUCGUGUCCUUCAAUUUCCUUUCAAGCCCCCAACCCGCCCCAUCCCAUGAUCGUCGCACUCGACUCUUUGCGUUGUUUUGCCAAACGACAGAAAAUCACGGGACGUUGCACCCCCUUACGAUUUUGUCACCUAUCCUUAAGUUAUCAGCUACCCGUAGCGCGUGGUCAGGAGCGCGGAGGGGCAGAGGUUCGGCGGGUGAAGGGAACGUAGUGGACGGGACUCGAACUCUUGCCUCGCUGAACUCUGGGACGGACGCCUUAUACGAAACCAGCACCGUGCGCUUGCGCGGCAGCUCCGACGGCUUAGAAGUGCGUGUCCGGUUCGUUAAUGCGACCGCCGAUUGCGUGCGUGUCGCACGUUCGCGUACUGCAAUUCUGUGCCGUGCUCGCGUACCGUGCUCGCGUGCUGUGCUCCUGUACUGUGCUCCUGUACUGUGCUCCUGUACUGCGCUCGCGUGCUGUGCUCCUGUACUGCACUCCCGUGCCGUGCUCCUGUACUGCACUCCCGUGCUGUGCUCCUGUACUGCACUCCCGUGGUGUGCUGGCGUACUGCACUCCCGUGCUGUGCUCCUGUACUGCACUCCCGUGCUGUGCUCCUGUACUGCGCUCCCGUGCCGUGCUCCUGUACUGCGCUCGCCCAGACCAGACCCUUGCUCUCGCCUCCCCGGUUGUCGCCCUCCUCUCCGAAGCCGAUACGUUCGAUCCGUUACCGCCUCGACGAGUUUGCCUCGUCUCGCGAACGAUCGUUUUUGGGUUGCGCGGGGUUCCGUGUCAAUAAAUGACCAAUGAGAGCUCUUCACGGCGCGGGGAAGAGGGACUGUUCCUCGCUCAUUUACAGCACAACUGCAGCGGAGACUGGGGCUGGAUUUAGGGCCCCCCCCCGCCUUCCUUCCCAGAUGCUGCAAUGGAGAAAAUCUCCUUUCCUAUCCUCUCGCACGAACCUUCCUCUUACACGUGCAGACAGCAGUCACUCAAGGUACAAUUGCUGACAUUGUUCAUAUUAAUUAAAGUCAUUCAAUUCUUAAAAAUUACGGGUUCCCCCCCUCCCCCCCUAUGGGCUCCUCUGGAAUUCUGGGCCAUGGACAAUUUGUCAGCCUCCUCACCCCAACCCAAAAUCCAGCCCUGAUCAGAGCAGCAGAAACCUCCUCACAGAGAAAGUACUGCAUGUUGGUGUUACCGCACUGGCUUUGAAUUAAAAUGCCGUUUGCCUCG
Messenger RNA from Petromyzon marinus (sea lamprey), 11045 nucleotides. It is a transcript of the gene CYLD, whose product is annotated as CYLD lysine 63 deubiquitinase. The record is from RefSeq and is a predicted model, not a curated record. Gene Ontology annotation, molecular function: cysteine-type deubiquitinase activity. Gene Ontology annotation, biological process: protein deubiquitination. Lineage: Eukaryota; Metazoa; Chordata; Hyperoartia; Petromyzontiformes; Petromyzontidae.